Molecule: messenger RNA, 802 nt
Organism: Nerophis ophidion (straightnose pipefish)
Lineage: Eukaryota; Metazoa; Chordata; Actinopteri; Syngnathiformes; Syngnathidae
Product: cellular retinoic acid-binding protein 1
Exons: 4
Coding region: 79-492 (137 amino acids)
Biological process (GO): fatty acid transport
Cellular component (GO): cytosol; nucleus
Molecular function (GO): fatty acid binding
Source: RefSeq, a predicted model, not a curated record
GGGGAUCAUUAAGCCCACAAGAGGAGAGACAUCGGAAAGAGAAGCAUCAGACUAGACCAAGAGGCCGAGAAGGAGAAAAUGCCGGAUUUCGCAGGGACCUGGAAGAUGAAAAGCAGUGACAAUUUUGAGGAGUUGCUAAAAGCCCUGGGUGUGAACGCCAUGCUGAGGAAGGUGGCCGUGGCGGCCGCCUCCAAGCCCCACGUGGAGAUCAGACAGAACGGCGAGCAGUUCUACAUCAAGACCUCCACCACCGUCCGCACCACAGAGAUCAACUUCCACGUUGGCGAGGAAUUUCAUGAGGAGACGGUGGAUGGACGAAAGUGUAAGAGUCUGGCCACUUGGGAGACAGAAAACAAAAUGUUCUGCAAACAAACUCUACUGAGCGGCAGUGGGCCCAAAACAUUUUGGACCAGAGAACUCCGAAGAGAUGAACUUAUAUUGACCUUUGGAGCCGACGACGUGGUGUGCACAAGGAUCUAUGUUCGUGCUUAAGAGACAUUUUCAGCAACUCAUUCACAAAAUGAGUCAACAUUUCAGCACCUCAUAACCACCAAGUCUUGUAUUGUUUUUUUAUCGCCAUAAAACACUUGUGUCUUCUCUUCUAUCUUUCGUUAUUUAAUUUUUUUCCAAUUUGAAAGUGGUGAGAAUAGGGAAACAAGAAUAUGUAUUUGUUUCUAUGAAGGACAGUUUAAUAGAAAACAGCAGACUAACGCACAUGUACAUCAUAGUAGUCAACAAGUAGAGAAUUCCAACAUACUUCCACACUUAAAUUGCUUGAAUAAAAAAAUUUAACAAAUUGCAA